Messenger RNA from Rotaria sp. Silwood2, 435 nucleotides. NCBI's taxonomy places the organism in Eukaryota, Metazoa, Rotifera, Eurotatoria, Philodinida, Philodinidae. The record is from the annotation of a GenBank genome assembly.
AUGCAAACAACAACACAUACUCGUUUGCAUCAACUUGGUAGAACAGACUUGAUUCUUUCUGUUUUUAAAGGUUUAUCAUUUGCGCUAUUAGUUGGUUUAAUAACAAUGGUAUUACCUAAUGAAUUAAGCAAAAAUCUACAUUCUAUAGUCAUUGGUGGUGCUGCUGGUGUUUAUUGCGGCAAUGCAUUGUCGAUUAAUCAAAGAUCAUAUCCCAUUCGGUUAAUUAUUCAUAGUACUUCAUUCAUUCUAUUUACAACAUUAAGUUUAUUCGGUAUGUUUCAGCCAUAUUUACUUGGGGUUGCAUGGUUUUCUCAUGGAUGUUAUGAUUUACUAUGCUAUUAUUGUGUUAUUCCAUCAAAUAUUCAAGCUUGGUAUAUGAUUGCUUGUGCAUCAACGGAUAUUGCCUUAGCCAUUUUUAUUUUCUAUUGGUACUAA